Messenger RNA from Acaulospora morrowiae, 4324 nucleotides. The record is from the annotation of a GenBank genome assembly. Lineage: Eukaryota; Fungi; Glomeromycota; Glomeromycetes; Diversisporales; Acaulosporaceae.
AUGCUCGACGAUCUUAUUGUUCAUUGUUUGGAGGAGAUUGCAUUAGAAGGAGAUUUAGGUUGUGAUCUCGAAAGAUUAUGGGUUUUUGUUCAAGAAUUUCUAAACCAACGAUACAAGGAGGUCGAACUCCAACCGGGCUCUUUGAAGUCUGCAACCAAAUCAAACACACCUAAUUGUGACGACGCAUUCAAAGCAUAUUUUUGGUUGCAAUUCGUAACUAGUGAAGAACUUAUAUUUUUUACGACAAAAAAUAAUUCAAAUUCAGACGAAACGCAAACAACCAAAGAUGUCACUAAUUCGGAUUUGGUGGAAAAUCAUGAGUUAGAAAAGAUCAGAAUUGAGAGCAUGGCUUUGCACGAUGUACAUAUUAAUUAUGGCGAUGGAUUCCGGAUGAAAGUCAUUCCUGAGUACCAAAAACAAAUAAUAUUCGGUGCAGUAGAUACAACUCGAAACAUAUCACCAUUGGCGUAUAACAUAUUACAACAUAUCGCACGGAAACGCGCUAUUGGUGCCACACAGGCAGACAUGGCAAAGUUUUUGAAAAUUGACCCGAGAUCAUUUUUCCAUUAUAUUAAAAUUUUGAAUAACCUAAAACUAAUAGUGAAACUUCCCGUUGUCACCAAAGGAAUUUAUACAAAUUUAUGUAUUCUCGCAAAAUGCGCAUCUCAAAAUCCUGCCUACUCUGGGAAAUCUGUAUAUCUUCCUACAAAUAAUCUAUCAAACUCGCGACAAGUUCAGGCUCCUGAAUACCUAUUUGAUCCUUCUGAUACAAUUAGUGGAGGCGUAUCUUUUAAUUCUGAAUUAAUCAAAGGCAGAUUUACUGAAAUCCUAGGAAAGGCUAAAAAUAAAAUAAUGAUGGCAAAGGAUUUAAUGAUCGCAUUGUUUGGAGUUUCAUCACCCACAAAGAAACAACGUCGCUGGUUUAAUAGGACCGUCGGUACUUUAGUAGAUCAAGGGUACAUAGAAAAAGUAAAUGUAUUGAGAAAAGAUUCAUUCAAGCAGGUGGAUCGAUGCCUUAGGCUGGUUGCCAUGUAUGAAGGCAAAGAUCACGAAGUUGGAAAGAAUGAAUCAUCGACUGAAAAUACUUCAGAUGCAUUGGGAUCCUCGAAAAUCCGCUGUACAAGUGAUAACAACCAAUUAGGUGUAUAUGCUGAUCUUCCCCUGGAUUAUCAAGUUUAUCGCUUAAUACAAGAUUCGGAGGAGAGAGGAAUGGUUGGUGGGGAGAUCACACGCGCUUUUAAUAAUAUGAACCAUCGUGUUCUAACAAAGAUUCUCGAUCGACUCGUUAUACCUCCACCACCAAACCUACGUCAGUUUUCUGUAAAACGGGCAGUUGAAUUUCGAGGGCGUGAAAGGCGUUAUCGUUAUUUCUCUCUUAGGGGAUAUAAAAAAUUUGCUGCAAAUCAUGGAAUGAAAUUAGAAGAGGAAGAUGAAAAUUAUGAGAGCCAAUCAAUGUCAGCAACUCCAACACAUGACCCUAUGUGGGGGGUGGAGUUAUUGGGUGAAGGUGAAGUCGAGAAAGAUGAUGACUUUUUACCAUCUUUACAAGCCAGAGAGCGGCGCAGAAAGAAAAAGGAAAAGUGGCGCCUAGGUCUCCUUAAUGCAGAGUCAAAUCCCAAAAUACCUAGGAAAAGAGGCCGCCCUAGAAAAAAUACCGUAACUUCUUCAGAAGUCGAACAUCCUAAACCUAAAAGCAAGGGCGGGAGACCAAAAGGGAGUAAAAACAAAAAACCCUCGGUCAAGAGAGCACGAAUCGACGAAGAGUCUACAGUUAUAAACGACAAUUCGUUAAAUCAACCGUUAUCCUUUUCGGAUGUAGUAAAAAUUCCCGGUGAACUUCCGGAAAAAGACGUAUCGACACGAGAAACUAUUAUUAAUGAAAUAGUGCCUAAUAAUAUUAGCGAUAUUACAUUUAAUAAUAGCUCAGUUGAUCCACAGCCACUAGAGUCUACUGAUAUUGUUAGAAGCCCCUUUGUAUUUGAUAAUAAUUCUUCUAAUCAAAUAAUUGAAGAACAACCUCCGAUAGAAAAACCUCGUAAGCGUCGAGGCAGACCUAAAAAAACAGUUAACGCUCUUUUGGAUCCCAUUAGUGUUUCAGACAGUGUGAUUUCUAAUACUGAUACCGCUGGAGUGAUUGAUAAUAAUACAUUAAAGCAGGUCAAUGAAGACCACCAGUCAAUAAACGUAGGUCAAUCUCGCAAAAGUUCAGGCAGGCGCAAGAAAACGAAUAUUCUACAGUCAAAGCUUGAUAUAGUUACUAGUGGUAAUACAUCAGAUAAAGCUAAGACUCUGAUCAAUUCUUCGAUUCGCAAUUCAAAUUACGACCUUAUGACCACGUCGUUUAAUCCUAACUUUGAAGAUAUGCGUGAAAUUGAUAACAUUAGCAUGACAGAUGUAAAUUCGAGUUUAUCUGAAUCACGUCCUAUUAUACCAGAGAGUUUACUUACAGAUUCAACUAUUCCAACGAAUAAUGAUACGCCUAAUUCAAUGUUUAAUCUUUCACCCACGUUUACUGACGAGACCCUGUCGCAUUCUCGUGUGAACUGGACUGGGCUCGAUGUACACAGCAUGCGUAACGACUCAAUGAGUUCCAACACUCGAUUCAUCUUCCAGAACGAUUUAAAUUCUUAUAAUGCAUCAGAACUAUAUUCUGAUACAUCCUUAAACAGUCAGGUAGUAUCUACUUUAAACGAGGAAAAUUACAGUGGUCAGCCUUCAUCGUCACCAGCUGGUCGAAAUAUUUUCAGCGUAAGCUCAGAUAUUCCGAAUGCAGGGACAGAAUCCUUUAUUAACAAAGGUAAAACAGCAAAAUCUCAUAAUUCCGAAUCAACGGACAUUCCUGAGAUCAAUUCACUAAUUUCGGAAUUAGAACUUCAAGAAGACAACGGUCAGAAGGAAUCUGGUGAAGUAGAAGUUGGUCCUUCUAGAACAUCAUCAUCAACUCACUCUCAAGGAAAUCGUAACAGGUCCUCGGGUACUUCAGAAACUUCUACUAUAAAAAUAAAGUCUGGUAAGGCAGCCGCAGCAAAAAUUACCAGAAAUUCAAAACGAAAGGGUUCUGAAGAAGAUCAGCUAGCUUUUAACAAAAAAAGGAAGAUGUCCCCUCUUGUUCCUGAUGUAGUCACGGAACUUAGUAAACAGGCGUCGCCAAAGAAAAGAAAAGUUUUUACACCCGCAUCAAUCACAGCAGCACUUCGGCAAAAAGUGCUUACACGUCUCCUGGAGGAACACCAGGUUAUCGAACACAGCGCCGAACUAGUCAAAUUAUAUCAGCAGACGUUGGCCAAGGAGUCUAAUGUAAUGACUACACCACAUGUCAUCGAUAAGAAAACGUUACAAAGAGCUGCUGCAGCGAUGGAAGAAAAAGGACUUCUCAAGACUUAUAAUGUGUCCCUGCCUUUGUUGAAUGGUGGCAGCAAUACCAAACUUCUUUUCCUUCAUCCUAGUUUAACUCCAUCGAGUCCUAUAGUGAAGGAAUAUGUCACCAAGAUGUUGGACAGAGCAAUACUCAUUGGAAGGUCAUUCAAACCAUCCAAAAUAGAGGAAGUAAAUAUAGAGGUUGAACCGCUUGAAGAAUUCCAAAGGCGUGUUGCUGCAGAAGCUGCUGCUGGUGAAAAAACGAUUACACUUGAAGUACCUUCUGAGCCUAACACAAAUCCUUCCAAUGCAUGUGAUACCCUCAUGAAUUCUAUGGCACCAGAAGAAUACUUCAUGGGCAAUCUUCCAGGAACUGAACAUGGUAACAAAACCUUGCAAACGUCCAAUGAGAUGUGGUGGCUUCACACAGCGCGAGGUUACGGUUGGAUCAAUGCGAAAAUGAUUCGUGCGAAAAUACUUCACCAAUAUUUGAUCUCCAAAAUUUCAGAUGAGAAUUAUAUCGACAAAAAUUCUAGAACUUUUCACACGGCGAUUCUUAUACGUGACCUUCCUCUUGAUUUAUACCUCAAAAUUAUUGGUCAAUCGAUCCCCAGUCAAGCCUUAACUAAUUACGUUUGUUCGGGACAGAGCCUUGAUGUCAGCGUUAUUGAUCUUCCAAGUGAGUUACGCGCGUCGCUUUUUUCGGGAAACUACAAGUUCCGGCAGAAUCUAAAAAGACUAAUCGACAUUCUCGUGGCUUUGCGAAUUCUCAAGCCAAUCCGUCGGGUAUUCAAUGAGAGUGGCGAUCCUGUGUUGGAUGUCGAGAGCGAUAACGCAGACAACUUUAAAUUUGAUCCAACGGAAUGGUCUAGUAAAAAUGCGACUUCGUGUAGCCCACCGCAAACCCUUUUAGCUCCAGCAUACCAACUUCUACGGCAUGUCCCUAUGUUCGAUUUUUCGGUCGCCG